This is a messenger RNA of Etheostoma cragini (Arkansas darter), 471 nucleotides long. RefSeq names its product GTP-binding protein 2-like. NCBI's taxonomy places the organism in Eukaryota, Metazoa, Chordata, Actinopteri, Perciformes, Percidae. The record is from RefSeq and is a predicted model, not a curated record. The transcript has 2 exons. Gene Ontology annotation, biological process: translational elongation. Gene Ontology annotation, molecular function: GTPase activity; translation elongation factor activity; GTP binding. The annotation marks the transcript as partial.
AUGUCUCUGAUAUUAGGGUGUUAUUGGCGUCUGCCGGUGCAGGUGGUGAACUACAGCGAGUCCCGGACCGCCGAGGAGAUCUGCGAGAGCUCCUCUAAGAUGAUCACCUUCAUCGACCUGGCGGGACACCAUAAGUACCUGAAGACCACCAUCUUCGGCCUCACCAGCUACUGCCCCGACUUCGCCAUGCUGGUGGUGAGCGCCAACACCGGCAUCGCCGGUACGACCCGGGAGCACCUGGGCCUAGCCAUGGCUCUCAAAGUUCCCAUCUUCAUCGUGGUCAGUAAAGUGGACCUGUGCUCCUGCGGCACCGUGGACCGGACCGUGCGGCAGCUGGACCGGGUCCUGAAGCAGCCGGGCUGCAACAAGGUCCCCAUGGUGGUCUCCAGCCCCGACGACGCCGUGACCGCCGCGCAGCAGUUCGCCCAGUCCGCGUGGUGGGUACAACACCCUCUCAUUCCUCCUGCUCUA